This is a messenger RNA of Haemonchus placei, 717 nucleotides long. The record is from the annotation of a GenBank genome assembly. NCBI's taxonomy places the organism in Eukaryota, Metazoa, Nematoda, Chromadorea, Rhabditida, Trichostrongylidae.
AUGGAGACCUCCCAAGUCUCGUUCUGCAGUAUGAUCGAUGUCGCCUGGCUAUGUGCCAUAGCGAUUCGCAGCGUGUAUUGGCUGGUCCUGCUCGCCUGCAACUUCCUGGGUUAUUCAACACUCUGGGCUCGACGUGAAAUCAAACAGAGGGAACGUGAAGAAGAUAUCCGCCGCGCUUUGAAAACUCCUGCUCACGUUGCGGUUCUCAUCAAUAACCGUUCCUUGACCAAGGAGUCGCUACAAUCGCUUUUGAAUGUUUGCCUUGGUGCAAACAUUCGGCGAUUGACUAUCUAUGACCCUGUCGUGGAUCAUUCCUUUCUAGCUGAUGAUCUCAGUAUUUUCUGCAAAUCUAAGCGGAUAAAGAUAGUCACGGGAUGCAACGGUGCACCCAUGGAUCUGUCUUCUUAUCGGUUAAUAGUUCAUUUGCUUUCUGUUGAUUCAGGAAGGGCAACACUUGUUGAAACAUGCCGAGAUCUUUCUUCAUCUUCCACGCCAAUAUCUGUCGCUGAAGUUUCAACUUAUCUGGCUAAACGACAUUCACUUUAUGAGCCAGAAGUCCUGAUACAGGUUGGCAGUAUUCCAUCCCUAUCCGGGUAUCCUCCAUGGUGUCUACGAGUGACGGAGAUCAUUCCAGUUCGAGUAUUGCCUUGUACUCGAUACGCUUUCGAAGAGUGUCUGGAAGCUUAUAGUAAGCGAGAAAUUCGGUUAGGAAAGUAG